Molecule: messenger RNA, 910 nt
Organism: Prosopis cineraria
Lineage: Eukaryota; Viridiplantae; Streptophyta; Magnoliopsida; Fabales; Fabaceae
Product: expansin-like B1
Exons: 4
Coding region: 3-755 (250 amino acids)
Cellular component (GO): extracellular region
Source: RefSeq, a predicted model, not a curated record
AAAUGGAACUUCAUUCUAAAUACCAAGCCGUUCUUGUUUGUGUGAUGCUGCUCUUCCCUGUGCUGUGCAUCUCUCAAGACUUCACAACCUCCAGAGCUACCUACUAUGGUAGUCCUGAUAGCUAUGGAAAUCCAAGGGGAGCUUGUGGGUAUGGCGAAUAUGGAAGGACUGUGAAUGAUGGGAGCGUAGCAGGCGUAUCUGGACUUUGGAAGAAAGGCUCUGGAUGUGGUGCUUGCUACCGAGUAAGGUGUAGGGAUGCACAAUACUGCGAUGAAUACGGAUCGCUGGUAGUGGCAACAGACUACGGUGAAGGAGACAGAACUGACUUCGUGAUGAGUCCACGCGGUUACUCGAGAUUAGGACGAAAUCCAGAAUCAUCGGCGGAACUGUUCAAAUACGGCGUCGUAGCGGUGGAAUACACGAGGGUCACCUGCACAUUUGCUGGCGCCAACCCGCUCAUCAGAAUCCACGAGUCCAGCAAAUACCCAGACUACCUUGCUCUCGUCGUUCUCUACAUGCCCGGCCAAUUCGAUAUCGUCUCCAUGGAGAUAUAUCAGGUUGACCGAAAUGAAUGGAGGACGAUGAGGAGAGCGUUUGGAGCGGUGUUUGACAUAAUUGACGCACCACAUCAAGCAAUUAUCGUGAGGCUGCAGCUCGUUGGGACGGCAGGGCGCUACUGGGCAGAGUCCAAGAGGGCUAUUCCAAGUGAUUGGAAGAUUGGAGCUUCUUAUGACACCCAACUAAACAUAGAUUAAUUCCUGGAAGGCUCAAGAAUGCAAGCUAUUAGUGCUUUGUUCGCUGGAAUACAAUUGCAGGGAUUCCUGAGAGAGAAGUAAUAUUAAUAUAAUGAAUAAAGAAACCUGUUGGUCCCAAUGUGCUAAUGGAAGAUGAUCACUAUCCUUUUCUUUUC